CGCCCAGUCACGUGAGCCGGUUCCAAGAUGGCGGCAGGGGUGGCCGGGUGGGGGGUUGAGGCGGACGAGUUCGAGGAUGCCCCUGAUGUGGAGCCGCUGGAGCCCACGCUAAGCAACAUCAUCGAGCAGCGCAGCCUUAAAUGGAUCUUUGUCGGGGGCAAGGGUGGCGUGGGCAAGACCACCUGCAGCUGCAGCCUGGCGGUCCAGCUCUCCAAGGGGCGGGAGAGCGUUCUGAUCAUCUCCACAGACCCAGCCCACAACAUCUCAGACGCUUUUGACCAGAAGUUCUCCAAGGUGCCUACCAAGGUCAAAGGUUAUGACAACCUCUUCGCCAUGGAGAUCGACCCCAGCCUGGGCGUGGCGGAGCUGCCCGACGAGUUCUUCGAGGAGGACAACGUGCUGAGCAUGGGCAAGAAAAUGAUGCAGGAGGCCAUGAGCGCCUUCCCGGGCAUCGACGAGGCCAUGAGCUACGCCGAGGUCAUGAGGCUGGUGAAGGGCAUGAACUUCUCGGUGGUGGUGUUUGACACGGCGCCCACGGGCCACACGCUGAGACUGCUCAACUUUCCCACCAUCGUCGAGCGGGGCCUGGGUCGCCUCAUGCAGAUCAAGAACCAGAUCAGCCCCUUCAUCUCACAGAUGUGCAACAUGCUGGGCCUCGGGGACAUGAACGCCGACCAGCUGGCCUCCAAGCUGGAGGAGACCCUGCCCGUCAUCCGCUCCGUCAGCGAGCAGUUCAAGGACCCUGAGCAGACGACCUUCAUCUGCGUGUGCAUCGCCGAGUUCCUGUCCCUGUACGAGACAGAGAGGCUGAUCCAGGAGCUAGCCAAGUGCAAGAUUGACACGCACAACAUCAUCGUCAACCAGCUCGUCUUCCCCGACACUGAGAAGCCCUGCAAGAUGUGUGAGGCCCGCCACAAGAUCCAGGCCAAGUACCUGGACCAGAUGGAGGACCUUUAUGAAGACUUCCACAUCGUGAAGCUGCCGCUGCUGCCGCACGAGGUGCGGGGGGCAGACAAGGUGAACACCUUCUCUGCCCUCCUCCUGGAGCCCUACAAGCCCCCCAGCGCCCAGUAGCACGGCCUGCUGCAGCUGCUCCUCUUUCACACCCACCCGCCAUUUCUCCCCCCUCCCCCUGGCCCAGGGCAGAGUUUGCACAAAGUUCCCCUCAGUGGCUCCCCUCAGGUGCAGGGGGAGCCACUGAGGGGGUGGGAGGUGAGGAGGGGCUCUCUUCCCCCUGGUGGGGCUGGUGGGCUGCAGCUGCCCCCCCCUCACCUCCCGAUCCUCAAUAAAAUGAUCUUUAAAAA
Choloepus didactylus (southern two-toed sloth) is the source of this 1304-nucleotide messenger RNA. RefSeq names its product guided entry of tail-anchored proteins factor 3, ATPase (gene GET3). The record is from RefSeq and is a predicted model, not a curated record. Gene Ontology annotation, cellular component: GET complex. Gene Ontology annotation, molecular function: ATP binding; ATP hydrolysis activity. The transcript is spliced from 7 exons. The coding region runs from base 28 to 1074 and encodes 348 amino acids. Gene Ontology annotation, biological process: post-translational protein targeting to endoplasmic reticulum membrane. NCBI's taxonomy places the organism in Eukaryota, Metazoa, Chordata, Mammalia, Pilosa, Megalonychidae.